Messenger RNA from Neoarius graeffei (lesser salmon catfish), 7377 nucleotides. RefSeq names its product Kruppel like factor 7b (gene klf7b). Gene Ontology annotation, biological process: regulation of transcription by RNA polymerase II. The record is from RefSeq and is a predicted model, not a curated record. Gene Ontology annotation, molecular function: RNA polymerase II cis-regulatory region sequence-specific DNA binding; DNA-binding transcription factor activity, RNA polymerase II-specific. The coding region runs from base 395 to 1282 and encodes 295 amino acids. The transcript is spliced from 4 exons. Lineage: Eukaryota; Metazoa; Chordata; Actinopteri; Siluriformes; Ariidae.
GCCCGAGCAACUUGGCUGCUGCUGCUGCUCAAUCGCGGCUGUGAAGCGACCUGGAUUUACAGUGUGGAGAUGCGGAAUUAGGUGGCCGGUUCUUUCCCCGGGCCAGCAGCGCAGAACAGAACAGGGAUUGCAAUUUAAAUGACACGACCAUAUUUUUUUUUCUCCCUAAACAACAACAACAGCAACAAUAAUUUGCAGAGUUUGACCCGCUGUGCAGCAGUUAGUUUAUUUUUCAGAUCUGUACAAAUUGCACGGUUUUCCCCGGAGCGCGCGCCGGUCACGGAUCUGAAGAGUUGUUGUUGUUGUUGUUUCCACUGAUUUUUUUUUUUUUUGGAGAAGCGGGUGAUAUUUCGGUUAUCACGGAAUCAAAUUGUCUUUCUUGAGAGACCCAAAAAUGGACGUGCUGGCGAAUUACAGUAUCUUUCAGGAACUUCAGCUGGUCCAUGACACGGGCUACUUCUCAGCGAUGCCGUCGCUGGAGGAGAACUGGCAGCAGACGUGUCUAGAGCUGGAACGGUAUCUACAGACCGAGCCCAAGCGACUGUCCGACCUCUUUGAUGAGGAUCUGGACUGCUUGUUGACACCAGGUUUCAUGAAGGGGGACAGCGACGAGGACCUGAUGGAUCCACUGCUUCCCAGCCUGUCAGACCAGCCGAGUCCGCCACCACUGCUCGUGUCUCUGCCCAAAAACCUUCACACUCCAGCCAGUGGUAAGACCACUGAGGCAGGGGCGAAAGAGGGCAAUGGGGGCGUCCACCCAGCACAGCUGAGUGCCGUCACCUCACUAACGCCACCCUCCUCACCAGAACUGGGCCGGCACCUGGUCAAGCCAACGCAGACCCUCACCGCCACACCUGAUGGCACGCUCACGCUCAAGUUGGUGGCAAAGAAAGUGGGGUUGGCCACUGCCAAAUUGGUGGCGACACAGUCAUUGCCUUCACCACCAGCCCGGGGAGCACAGAGCGAUGGAGAAGGAGGCUUGGGAUCAGCAGGAAUUGGUGACAUCCCAGAGAACAAGAAGAGGGUCCACCGCUGCCAGUUCAAUGGCUGCAGGAAGGUUUACACAAAGAGUUCCCACUUGAAGGCACACCAGAGGACACACACAGGUGAGAAGCCGUACAAAUGCUCCUGGGAAGGCUGUGACUGGCGCUUUGCCCGCAGCGACGAGCUGACUAGGCACUACCGCAAGCACACCGGCGCCAAGCCCUUCAAGUGUAACCACUGCGACAGGUGUUUCUCCAGGUCUGACCAUUUGGCUCUGCACAUGAAGAGGCACAUCUGAGGAGGGUGAAGGGGAGAGAGAGAGAGAGAGAGAGAGAGAGAGGUAAGGCGGAGAGGGGGAGAAAAAAAAAAGUCGAAGAAGUGGUGUUCCCCGUCCAGAGAUGAAGACUCCUGUGGAGACCUCAACAUCCAAGCCUGAAGGAAAUUGAGGCUACAAAGAAGAAACAAGGCAACGAGAACAUGAGAGCAGAGCUUGCUGGAUUCUUCACUUCUUGACAGUUUUCAAAUAUAUAUAAAUAUAUAUAUAAUCAUGCCAUUUUUCUCUUCUUUUUUUUUUUUAAAUCAGUUCCUUAGCUCAAGCGACUAGCUUGGGAAUCAGACACUGCCAAACAAUAGCUGUUUUUUCUGCACUAUUGCUCUUCUUUGUACAGUAAGUCAUAAGACAGGAGACCUGUGGACACUGCAUUGCUCACAAACACAUUACAUUUAAUCAGAAAACAACACUUAAUCUCUAAUGUACUAUCUAAUGUGCUCUCAGUUAUACAGACAACACCUUCUGGGGGGGGGGAGAGAAAUACUUCCUUCUUCCGUUUGCACCAAGGACUCAUGAUAAAAACCGAACUGCGGUUCACGCCAUGUACAGCAAGCUGCCACUUUGGAGGAUGACGUUGCCAAACAUUCUGGACAGUGACCAAGGGAGAGCUAGUGGCCAAAAGCAAGAAGUCCCUGGAAGGAGCCCGUGCGCUGACCACCUCUGCUCUUCGCUUCAGAGCGUGCUCCUCUCUUCACGCCUCUCACCUUGCAGGCAUCUGAAACAAUGCGCAGCGACACUUUCUUGCCUUUUUUUUUUUUUUAAAAGACAGUGUUACAUAACUAAAGAACUGAUGUCUUAAAACUUAAAAAAAAAAAUUACAAAAAAAAAAAACUUUUUGCCUACAUGAGCGUGAAUGUGCACAUACAGGCACAGGGAUUGGGGGGAUUGUUGAAUAUGUGAAAGGUUCAGUUCAGUGGUGACUGUCGUAACACUGACAGCAAGAAGUGUGAAGAAUGCAAGGAAGGAAGAAUAUACAAACCCCUAAAGGACUUGGGCUGCUCGCUCGCUCGCUCGCUCACUCACUCACUCACUCACUCGCAAAGCGAGGCCCUGUGGUUUUCAUUUCACUCCGUUCUGAUUUGAUGCAGACUGUCGCGCAAACCUGGCGUCAGCACGGACACUCGUGCGAUGCUCGUUAACACUGGAAACGUUCGCUGGUUUCAUGCUCAGACUGGAUCCCGUUUUAGAGGAGAAGGGGCUUAUGGGAGGCCCGUCUCCUCUCCGGAUGCAGCUCGUGGACAGGAUGGAGGAAAGCAGGCAGGUCAUGUGACUCUAAGACUAGAGACGCCUGCUGGCAUCAGGAUCCAAAAAAAAAAAAAAAACAUGAAAAGGAACCCAGUGGCAUCGCGCCAGACGAACUUUGCCUGCCUGUUUCGUAUCCAUUGUCUGCACUGACUUUUUUCAACGUUCUCUGUGCUUUUUUUUUUUCAUACAGACGAAAAAAAAAACUGAGGAAAAAAACUGAAAAAAAUUAAUCUCUCACAUAGACACGCGCGCGCAACAGAAACACACUGAUUUUUUUUUUGUUUGUUUUUUGGGGGGGGUUUUUGGUUUUGGUUUUUUUUUUAGCUUGUGGCUCUUUUUCAGAGAUAAAGCUGAAAAUAAUCAAGGGAAAAUAAUUAUCAUGUUAAUGAAUGAAUUAGAAACAAAACACUGCAUGGCAGCCUCUCUCAAACACACACACAGAUUGCUUCCUGGAUUUUUUUUUUUCCUCUUUUUUUUUUUUAAAUUUGGUUCUAUUCCAAUAUCUUCAAAGUAGGAUUUUUUUUUUUAAUCCAUUGUCGUUUUGGAGUAGGAUUUCUUUCAGCCUGAAGUAGAGCUUUGAGGGAUGAUGAUGAUGAUGAGAGCUCAUUCACAUGUUCUAGCUAUUAUGCUGAACUCGGCCUAGGAUGAACUCUAGCAUUACAGUCAGCUUCGAAAUAAUAGAGAAUGAGGUUAUAAACAUUGUUUGCAAGGUCGAGCAGGAUGUUGACUCGCUGAACCCUCUCCUUGCUUUAGUUGAUGAGGUUGGAGGAGGAGAAUCAAAGCCAUUAUUGUAACAUUGAGUUGUAACGUUAAGGUCAUCAGCUUUCGGGGGAACAUCACCACCAGACUGAUACCAAAAAAAAUGGCGCACAUCUGCUUAAUACUGCUCUCAAAACAAGGCCUGCUCCUUCUUCACGUGAAAUAUACACACACGCACACACUAUUAUUCAAACACAAGGACAUAACAGUCUGCUCAGUCCUGUAUUCUACUUGAUUUUUUUUUUCCUUUCUUUCCUGCUCAAGGUUUUUGUUUUAUACUCAAAGUUCUUGGUUUGACUUCAUGGGUUGAGAUGCAGCAGAUGCCAGAAUCAGUGGUGGAUCAAAACUAUUUGACUUGGUGUACAAUCAGUUUGGGGCAUUUGUGUCGCUUUUUCUAGACACGCCAUCUAUAGCGCGAUGCACGCAAAGCAGGACACAUUCCUUCCAUGACGAACCUUGAUAUAGAGUCGUGUUAGCGUUGUGAGGAACGCUAGUCGUAGGUCAAGGUUUCUGCUGCGCUCUGCGUUGGUUGCAUCAGCCAGAAAACAACGAGAUCAAGUUCGGAACAUUCUGAAACGCAUCGAAAAGAUAUGACCAACCUUCAUUUCAGUGUAGUCCUAGAAACCAGCAUGAAUUUCAUCCUGCGUUUUUAAGAUGCUCACGUGACUCAGACUGAGGUUUCCUACGUUGCGUUAUGAGCAUCACAUGACGACAACAUGGUACAGUUCUUUUUAUCCAAGGAGCCUGACGAAAAAAAUAAUAAAAAAUACAAAAAAAAAAAAACAUUUUAGUCAUUUCCAUAUUCCAACCUGUAAAUUUCCAUUGUAAAUGCAAGACGACAAGUGAAGAAUUAUUUUUUUGCGUAGAAAUAUUAUAAAGUUCCAGAACCUACCAAAUGAUUAUGAAAAUAAAUAAAGGCCCGUCCAUUAAAAUAGCAAUCAGCAUGCUUGAGACAUCGCCUGCGCUCGUUGAGUUUUGACCCCGCCCCCUUCCGUCUCUCCGCACUCCAGAACGUCAGCAGUGAUCAAUGCACAAUCAACUACAGCAGGAACAUCAUCAAAUGCACACUUUGCCCAAAGAUUUAUGCAUCUGCAAGCAAACUGCUGAGUGUUUUAAACAAAAAAAAAAAAAGGGAGAGAGAACGAGGCUUUUUAUUGUUUUUACCCUCAUUAUUAUCACUUAUCAGAUGCUGUCCUCUGACCGCCACCCUAAAUCAGCUGAACCACAUUCAACUUUUUUUUUUUUUUUCCUUUCUUUCCUGAGCAUCAGUGUGUGGCCAUUGUCAUGGUCUUGGAUAUGUGUGCUUGUAAGAUAGUCAUUUAGUGAUUUUUCUCUUUCUUUUUUUCUCUCCAAGUAGCAGUGCAGUAACAGCGAGAUAGUCGCAUCGGUUUUAGUCAACUUUACAUAUUAUACAGUGGAGUUUACUGUUUCUUAAGGAUUUCUAAGGUCAAAGGAGUCUUCAGGAACGUCAGAAAUGCCUGUGAAGAUAGAAUCCCGAACUGAUGGAAUGGAGCAAAAAAUCUGGAAGGGGUGGAUUGCUUAAAUAUGUAACAAUUAUUCCACAAAAUCGAGUCGUACAUGAGCUGAUAGCCGAUGAGAUGCGUAAUACAAAGUUGACUAUAAGCCGUGUACGACGAGAUUGAGUGGAAUAAUUGGUUUGUUUUUUUUUUUCUAUCCACGUUCACUGGAUUUUUUGGAACGGAGCAAUUUUGACACACCCCCCCCCCCCCCCCCCAAAAAAUGCGAUAAAUAACUUUUUUUUUUUUUUAAAUAUACAAAACGUCCAACAAAAACAUUUUCUGCUUAGAAUGUAAACAAACCAGCGAAAUGACAGUAACAAUUUGUGAAAAAUGCUUUAAUAAUAAUAAUAAUAAUAAUAAUUCAUGAAAAAAAGAGACGCUCUUGCCAUCAAAUACUUUUAUUCCAUAUUUUGUUGCCCUUUUUUGUGUGUUUUUGCGAUUUUGUUUUCAAUUAGUUUUUAUUUCAUCCUCGGUUGGUUCAGCAACGCGCGCCACCAUUUUGUUUUCUUUUUUUUUUUGGCGGUUGGCAAACAAACUUAAAGGUGCAUUACUGCCACCGACUGGACUGGAGUGUAGAACAGGAGAUAUUGGGGAGAGGGGAAAUUUUUUUUUUUUUUAAGCUAUUUCUUUUAAAUACUUGAUAUACCUGAUUUGAUGCGCGCCACCAUUUUGUUUUUCUCUACUCACGGUAUAUAAGCUGAUAGCCUAGUAAUAGAGUAGCCAAUCAGAGCGUGUGAUUGCUCAUAUCCAGUGGAUGUGGAUAGAAUAAUUGUUCUUAUUAUUUGGAAGCCUGAUUAUUUGGACUAAAAAUCCACUCAGAUUUUGUUUCUAGGAUAUUUGGUAUAGUUUAAUUAUCUGUUCAUCUAAGGCAGGAGUUUUCAAACUUUUUGCAGCCAGGGGAAAAGAAAAUUACGAGUAAGGUUCCACUGAGUAAUACAGAAUACAGUAAUAAUUAUUUUCUGGACUAUUCUAAUAUUAGGCUCAUUAUUGAAAUGUGAAUUAUGAUUUCCUCCAGUGUAAUAAAUGAAAUAAAAGAAUACUUAUUAGUACUUAUGAUCACAGACACCCCGCCCCCGUUUUUCUCGGAUGCCACUUAGAGAACCCCUGAGCUCAGGUACCUUCCAGUGAAAUAAAUGACCUUGUGUUAUGUUUAGGCUUAACGAUGGUGUUUGUGUUCUCUUGGAACACUGAAGCCGAGGGAUUUUCUGAACAGGCAAAUGGUUCCGCUUGACUCUAGCACCUCUUCCAGAUUGUAGGUGUACCAGUCUUUAGUUGAAAACAUAAGCAUUUCGAUACAAAAACACACGCACUUCAUAUGUACUCCUAGCAUAGUCUGUUCUUCGCACCACUGUCGAUUGUCCACAUAACAUGUCGUGAGAUUUCAAGAUGCACCUGUCACAGGAGCACAUGAGCCGUGACCUGAACGAAUAGUACAAAUCAUGCUGAAUGUGGCAUUUGAGUCCCUUCGUCUACUUGGUGUCAGGUUGGAUCAUGUUAAAAGAGUCAGUACUGUACGUGUCAUCAGACCAGAUCCAGUUUGAUACUUGGGGAUGAAUUUAUUCUGCUCAUGUCUUGUGAUGUUUAGUGCAUCUUGGACUCUGCUGUGCUUGUCUAAACUCUGUGUCAGUAUAUACCGGAUUCACCAGUACUUUCCUUUUCCUCUUGCUAUAAAUAUAUCUAUAUAUAGACACACAUAUAUAUCUCUUCCCCUCACUCAUUCUGUCCCCUCUCGUUUGUCCCACCCUGCAUCUGCAGGACAGCCGCUAGCUGCUCCCAGAUCACAUCCCCGGUCCUCGAUCUGCUGUAUUCAGACCACCUAGAUUUCUACCCUUGCUUGUGUGUUUCCAACAGCAAAGUCUGAACGUCACAGGCAGUCAAUAACCAGGGAGCGAGCCACCCAUCAACAGUAGACCUCAACUGAAACGCAGUUCCUUGAACAGGUGCUUUUCUUUUUUUCAGCCGCUUCCUCUGCCAUGGCCGGCCACGACAGCUUAGCGCAGGUUGUGUCAGAACAAAAGAGAGUACAGUAUAUGCCAUCACUCAUCCACAUCCACAGUGGCACGACAAGACUCGCACCGCUUGUACAGCACGUUUCACGCUAUAACAGGACCCACCCCACUCCCCCGCCACCCUGUUCAUCAUCGUAACCGUUAUCCUCACUCGUCCACACCGCACCUACUCUACUCAUCAACCCUUCACUUCCUGCUACCUUCGUGCUCACUUCCUCUCCGUUAUAUAUUUUUUUGUUUAUUUGUUUGUUUGUUUUUUCUAAUCGGUUCCUUCUGGAUUUUUUUUUUCCAGUUCGUUUUUGUUUUUCUCCUUUUUAUUUGCUGUACAAAGUGUUUAAAAUAUUAUUUGUAUGAUAUGAUGUUAGUAUGGUAAUGUUCUUUAUUAAGGAAGAAGAUGAAAUUUAUUUUUGUUACUGGUCUGUUUCAUAAUUCUUUUUUAAAUUGGUAUUGUAAGAUAUCUAUGCAAGAACUGUUCAGUGGAGCGUUUUUAUUUAAGAAUGUAAUAUGUGUAAUAAAUGGUAGAAUCUGA